AUCGAGCCUGGACGUGCUGCCCAGAGGGCUGGAGGAGGUUUCAAAGAAGCUGCUGUUUCCUGUCCCUUGCUAGGAUGAACUGGGCUGAGAGUGAGCAGAACUGCUCUGGGAUGGGCUCCCAGCUGGUGGUGAUCAACAGCAAGGCAGAGCAGGAAUUCCUCUUCGAGCAGAUAAAACAACCUCCAGAAAGAGAGAAUUUCUACAUCGGUCUGUUUGAGGUCAAGGUUGGCCAGUGGCAGUGGGUGGACAAGACUCCAUAUAAUGUGACAGCAGC
Messenger RNA from Ficedula albicollis (Collared flycatcher), 274 nucleotides. RefSeq names its product C-type lectin domain family 4 member D-like. NCBI's taxonomy places the organism in Eukaryota, Metazoa, Chordata, Aves, Passeriformes, Muscicapidae. The transcript is spliced from 2 exons. The record is from RefSeq and is a predicted model, not a curated record. The annotation marks the transcript as partial.